AUGCAUGCACGCACACGCAGCACACUGGAGGAGCGGAACGUCAAUGACGUCUUCGCAGCGCCGCCACCUUCGCCGGUCGCCAUCCCCGACGACGGGCACGGCGACGAGGACGGCGACCCGCGUGGGCUGCGCGACGAGGACGAGGUUCCCCGCGUGCCAAGACACGCCGAGGAUUAA
Trametes versicolor FP-101664 SS1 is the source of this 177-nucleotide messenger RNA. RefSeq lists its product as uncharacterized. NCBI's taxonomy places the organism in Eukaryota, Fungi, Basidiomycota, Agaricomycetes, Polyporales, Polyporaceae. The record is from RefSeq and is a predicted model, not a curated record. Bases 1 to 177 code for a protein of 58 amino acids. The transcript is spliced from 2 exons.